Gasterosteus aculeatus aculeatus (three-spined stickleback) is the source of this 2752-nucleotide messenger RNA. RefSeq names its product zinc finger protein 36, C3H type-like 1a (gene zfp36l1a). The record is from RefSeq and is a predicted model, not a curated record. Gene Ontology annotation, molecular function: mRNA binding; metal ion binding. NCBI's taxonomy places the organism in Eukaryota, Metazoa, Chordata, Actinopteri, Perciformes, Gasterosteidae.
GGAUUAUAAAGCAAAUGUCGGAGCUGGUGCAGGGCAGAGGGGGUGUUUCUGCAGGGUCCCAAACGCAACAGGAGCCGCACACCAGAAAACUCGGCAAACCUGCGCAACUUUUUUUUUUUUUUUCUCCUUCAAGCCGAGCAUUACUUUAUUUUUUUUGUUUUUGUUUUUGUUUUGUUUCGACUACUUUUCGAACUCCACCCCGGCCGCUGCAGACAUGACCACAGCCGUGGCGUCGCCUUUCUUCGACUUCGACAUAAUGAACAAGAACAACAAACUGCUCAGCUACAACAACAACAACAACCUGGGUGCCCCCCAUCCCAUGUCUGUCCCUUGCACUGGCACGAGUGUGCCCAUCUCCUCCAGCCCCGCCGGAGUCCUGCUGGACAGGAAGGCGGUGGGCUCUCCCUCGGUGGGAGGCAUGUACCAGCGGCGGCACUCGGUCAGCAGCACUCGGUUCAGCCAGAACCAGUUUCUGAACAGCCUGAAGGCGGCGGAGCACUCCUCGCUCAUCUCGGGGCUCGGCGGCGGCAACAACAACAACAACAAGGAGAACCGCCUGCGAGACCGCUCCUUCUCCGAGACGGGCGAGCGGCUCCUCAACAAGUGCCUGGGCCCCGCCAGCCCCACCGGCGGCAGCCAAGUGAACUCGAGCCGCUACAAGACGGAGCUGUGCCGGCCCUUCGAGGAGAACGGUUCCUGCAAGUACGGCGACAAGUGCCAGUUCGCCCACGGGAUCCAUGAACUACGCAGCCUGAGCCGCCACCCCAAGUACAAAACCGAGCUGUGCCGCACCUUCCACACCAUCGGGUUCUGCCCGUACGGGCCCCGGUGCCAUUUCAUCCACAACGCCGAGGAGCGCCGCGGGCCUCCCCAGCAGUGCUCACCUCUCAACCCUUCCAACAAGAUGGACCGGCCUCGCCUGCAGCACAGCUACAGCUUCGCGGGCUUCUCCAGCUCAGCCGGACUGAGGGACAGCCCCACCUCGGUCACCCCGCCGCCCAUGUUCUUCCCCGACGAGGUGCCGGACUGGCCCAGCAGUAACCCGUUCACCUACUCCAGCCAGGAGCUGGCCAACCUGUUUGGACCAAGCCUCAGCGCCGGCCCUCUGGGCACAGAGCCCCACGCGCCCGCACCCCCCUCUCCAACGAGCACGCCUUACUAUUUCAGACCCAUGUUGGAGUCCCCGCAGAUUUUCGAGUCUCCAGCCAGCCCCCCCGACUCUCUGUCAGACCAAGAGGGCUACCAGAGCAGCUCCGGAGGCAGCCUGAGCGGCUCCGAGUCGCCCACGCUGGAUACGACCCGCCGCCUGCCCAUCUUCAGCCGCCUCUCCAUCUCCGACGAUUAGGCCGCGAGCAUCCACGAGUGACUUAAAGAGUUCGAUGACACAAAGAGAACACGGCACUCCCCUCUACCUCUGCGCCCUCGUCCCAGGUCCCCCAUCCAUCCACACACACACACACACACACCGUUUUAGUUCCUUGUCAGGAUAACAAGGACGUUAGUCAGUUAAGGGAAAUCUCUUGUCAUUUCACCCCUGUUAAUCUGCACAGCAAGUUUAAACCGUACUCUGCCACGUGUCAUAGUGCCAAAAAAAAAAAAAGGAGAGGAAAUUGAACAAUGAAAAUCAUGAAAACAUUGACAGUUUUUCCAGGUGCCACUUGUUUCUUGUUUCUUUUUUUUCUUUAUUAGUUCUUGAAUGUGUAGCAGCACAAGUGGCCUUGGAAAGGGGAGUGCUUUGCACUAGCCCCCCCCCCCCCCCCCCCCCCCCCCCCCCAUCUUCGCUCUCUCCCGCGCUCUCCCGCCCUUCUCCCUGGCGAUACCACUUCCCCAGAGCUAGCUAGCGGGUGCUCACUAACUUCUCUAGAUCUACCGCAGCCGUUUUUACCGUCUGAGCAAAGGAAAAAAUAGACCCUGAAAAUAUAUGAAUAGUUUUUAAAAGAAGAAAAAAAGUGCCUGGGGCGGUUUCUGCAUGUGUUGAGGGUGAAUGGACUACUGUUUUCUCAUUUACCCCCCCCCCCCCCCCCCCCCCCUUCAGUUCUUCUCAAGCCCGGCUUAUGUAAUUGUGGACUGGGUGAGUCUGCAGGAAGGACUUUGAACUGGAAGUUGGUUAUGUCCCCCCCCCCCCCCCCGCCCCGAGCUUCUCCCACUGUUGCUGGUCACUGGCUCUUUUUCUUGGGCAGGAAAUUUUGAUAUCAAACUGAUCAUUAAACCUGUAAGACUUGGCCCCGCCCCUCGACCCCGCCUCCCAGCCUUCAUCCUGGCCGGUCUGGGGAAUUCCAGCAUUCCCAUGGUGCAGUUGAACAUCCUGCGAUCGGAUUUCCAAGCUAUUUCACUUUACUUCUUCGCCCACUUUAGUAUCUGCUCUCAGGAGCACUCUGUUCUCAUUACAUCCUUUUUUUUUUUUUUUUGCUUUAUUUGAUAAUUAUUUUUUAUUAAUGUUAUUACGGUUAUUGUUUGAAAAGCUUUCUGAACAGAAGGUUUUGCUUGUCACUGCUUAUUUAACUUAUCAGAACAUAUUUAUUGCUGAUCAUAUGCUUUUUUUUGGUUAAUUUUGUUUUGUAUUUAUCUGGAUAAUGAACAAUAGAAUAUAUUUUCUUUUAUGUUAAAUUAUGAUCUUCCAUAUUAAUCUAAAGAUUGUGAAGACGUUUUUGUCAGUUUUCCUUUUUUCACAGUUUAAUAUAUUGUACUUCAAUGACUUUUGUUCUGCAACUACACUUUGUCAAAAUGAACCUUAAUUUAAAGCAAAAAAAAU